This is a messenger RNA of Peniophora sp. CBMAI 1063, 1917 nucleotides long. NCBI's taxonomy places the organism in Eukaryota, Fungi, Basidiomycota, Agaricomycetes, Russulales, Peniophoraceae. The record is from the annotation of a GenBank genome assembly.
AUGGUUCCUCGACUUGGGUUUGUGUUUCUCGCCGCCUCGCUGCUACAGCAGUCAUUGGCGCAGACGACAGUGGUCGUCAACGGGACUGCAAGUCAUGACAUCUCACCGACCCUCUGGGGAUUGAUGUACGAGGACAUCUCGCACAGCGGCGACGGCGGUCUCUACGGCGAACUCCUUCAAAAUCGUGCCUUCCAACAAGUCACGCCCGGCAACACCACCGCACUCUACGCUUGGGCCCCAGUCGGCUCCGCGUCCCUCUCUGUCGUCUCGGAUGCCGUAUCCUCCGCCCUUCCCAAUGCACUGGAAGUCACGACUUCAGCCGCCGGCGACGGUGUAGGGAACAUGGGAUACUGGGGUAUCCCCGUGAACGCGUCAUGGAGCUACAACGCCUCGUUCUUCUACCGGUUCCCCGCCGCGCCCUCCUCGGCGGUCAACGCAUCCGUUGGCCUACAAUCUUCAAGUGGCACCGUCUUUGGCUCAUCGAGCGUAUCUCUCGAUGCUACGACAGAAUGGACACAAGUCAACCUUACGCUCACCCCGUCCACCUCGGCUCCCGACACCAACAAUAACUUCACCCUGACAUUCUCCGACUUCACCGGUAAGAUCCACCUGGGCAUGUUCAGCCUCUUCCCUCCGACAUGGGGUGGACAGGAGAACGGCAUGCGGCAGGACAUCGCGCAGGCUCUCAAAGAUCUCGGCCCGAGCUUUUUCCGCUGGCCGGGAGGUAACAAUCUGGAAGGACAAACCGUCUCGACAAGGUGGCAGUGGAACGCGACGCUUGGGCCACUUGUGGAUCGCCCGGGUCGUGAGGGAGACUGGUCGUACAUCAACACGGAUGGACUGGGCGUCUAUGAGUAUCUCACAUGGGUUGAAUUGAUGGGCAUGCAGAACAUCAUGGCGAUCUGGGCCGGGUUCUCUCUUGGGGGCACGAGCGUCGCAGAGGACGCUUUGGGUCCUUACAUCGAGCAGGCGCGGCAGCAGAUCGAGUUCGCCGUCGGCAACACUUCGACGCCCAAUGGCGCCCUUCGCGCGUCGCUCGGCCACCCCGAGCCUUUCGAAGUACACUACGUCGAGGUCGGAAACGAGGACUUCUUCUCCGGCACGUACACCUACCGCUGGAACGCCUUCGUCACCGAACUUCAAGCCGACUACCCCGACAUUCGGUUCUUGGCUACAACCUACAUCUUCAACCCUAUCCUGGACCCGGUUCCUCAGUCUUAUGACUCUCACGUCUAUGACACCCCAACGUGGUUCGCGCAGAAUAGUCUCAUGUACGAUGGAUUUGAGCGUAACGGGACGACGUACUUCGAGGGCGAGUACGCCGCUAUCUCGACUAACGCGUCAAACAUCUUCGGUACGCCGGAAGAGGGCCGUUUCGUCUACCCCGUUGUAUCUGGCAGUAUCUCCGAGGCGGCAUACAUGAUGGGUCUCGAGCGCAACUCGGACAUCGUCUUCGCCGCAAGCUACGCUCCUCUUCUCGGCCACGUAACCGAAAACCAAUGGACGCCCAACCUCCUCUCCUUCGACGCCGGCAACGUCUACAAAUCCACCUCCUACUACGUCCAACAACUCUUUUCCCUCAACCGUGGAGACUCAUACCUUCCCACUGAGCCCUUCCGCGGCGACCCCAACGGCACGAUCUUCUGGAGCGUCGUCUCGCAGUCCUCACCCUCAGCGUACAUCAUCAAGGUUGCGAACACCGACGAGUCCGCCGCGGCGAACAUCACGUUCCAGCUUCCGGAGGCUGUAGCUAGCCAGGCGACGCUCGUGCAGCUCAGUGGACCGGCGAACGCGAGUAAUACGCCGGAGACGCCCGAUGCGGUUGUCCCUGUUAGCUCAACGAUUGAUGUGGCGCAGAAUCUUGAGUUUAGCGCGCCGGCGUUGAGUUUGAGCGUCAUCAUUGUUCCGCUUGCGUAG